GAUAUUAUUAAGAGAAGAAAAAGGGAACGGUGGUUUAGGGUUUGGUGUCUGCCAUGGCGAAGUUCAAUGUGGUGCAGAAGCGAAGGAGAGCUCUCAUAGCAGAGAAGAAGAGACAGCUUCACGGAGACCCUUCCACCGCCAAGCUGAAGAUCAGGGAACAGCCCCAUUCCAUAUCUGGAAAACGAAAGCGGAAGCUCUUCAAAAAAUGGCGCCGGGAGCAAAAGGACGCCAUACAGAAUGGUUUGAUAAGCAUGGAAGAUGUUCAAAUGGCAGUUGCUGAAGGGGAUAACAAAGAUAAGCCUAAACCCCCAGUAAUGGUUCGCUUGAAGAAGACUGUGAAAGUUAAAGGGCCCAAGCGCAAAGGGAAGAACAAAGGAAAGUCUGUUGUUCCUGCUGCUGAUAUUUCGGCUGAUGCAAUGAUGGAGUAAAUAUGUCGUUUUAAUGUCCUACAAACUUGGUAGGGGGAGCAUAGAAGAGGCCAAUGUGUGAUAGUAUCAUUUGUAGCCAUAAUUUGUAGCCCUUGAGUGAUUGAUAUGCUCUUCUUAUACUCUCUUUUAUUUAAUGAUCUUUAAAGAUUAAUGGAAAUCGGAUUAGCAAUUUAUGGAAAAGGAAAAUGCUCCUACCCCUGACA
Messenger RNA from Vigna umbellata (rice bean), 631 nucleotides. RefSeq lists its product as uncharacterized. Lineage: Eukaryota; Viridiplantae; Streptophyta; Magnoliopsida; Fabales; Fabaceae. The record is from RefSeq and is a predicted model, not a curated record.